Messenger RNA from Gossypium raimondii (Peruvian cotton), 6623 nucleotides. RefSeq lists its product as uncharacterized. NCBI's taxonomy places the organism in Eukaryota, Viridiplantae, Streptophyta, Magnoliopsida, Malvales, Malvaceae. The record is from RefSeq and is a predicted model, not a curated record. Gene Ontology annotation, biological process: DNA integration. Gene Ontology annotation, molecular function: RNA-DNA hybrid ribonuclease activity; nucleic acid binding.
UGGAGGAGUCCCAAAAUGAUCUAGUGGCUAAGAUGACGCAAUUAUUGAAGGGAGUAGAUAAGGGUAAAGGUCCUGUGAUUGUUAGUGAAGAAGAAAACAAUGGUGAACCACUUUAUCCUCCAGGUUUCACGCCUCCGCAUGCGCAAGUACAGACUGAGCUGCAUCCGCGGAGACCCUCUGUGUCGGUUAGGCCCCAGCAGUUCCAAGGCGAUGCUUCAAUCCCAAUGAAUUUUCAACCCGGAGCGGGCUCUAAUCCCGGUGAUAGCCCGAAUAAUAUUGUUGUCCCAGAUCUUGAUGAGAUGGUUGAAAAGGACAAGGCGAAGGAGGAAUUUCCAAAACAAUUUGAGGAGAAAUGGAAAUGGAUAGAAGAGAAGUUUAGGGCAAUAGAAAGCAUCGAAAGCUAUCAUGGAAUAGAUGCAAAAGAUCUGAGCUUGGUUCCGGACUUGGUGCUCCCUUACAAAUUUAAGAUGCCGGAAUUCGAGAAAUACAACGGGACUAGUUGCCCAGGAUCCCAUAUUACUAUGUUUUGUAGAAGAAUGACGGGGUAUAUUAAUAAUGAUCAAUUAUUAAUACAUUGCUUUCAGGAAAGUCUUACGGGAGCGGCGUCAAAGUGGUACAAUCAGCUGAGCCGAGCUAAAAUUGCUACUUGGAGGGAUUUAGCACAGGCUUUCCUGAGACAAUACAAUCAUGUCUCAGAAAUGAUGCCUGACAGGAUAACUCUGCAAAAUUUAGAGAAGAAAUCGAACGAAAGCUUCAGACAAUCUGCGCAGAGGUGGCGAGAGGUGGCGGUUCAGGUGCAACCACCGCUUUUGGAAAAAGAGAUGACGAUGCUUUUUAUUAAUACUUUGAAAGCCCCGUUCAUCACUCACAUGUUGGGAAGCGCUUCAAAAAAUUUUUCGGAUAUAAUCAUGAAUGGUGAAAUGAUUGAGCAUGCCAUUAAAAGUGGAAAAAUAGAUGGAGGAGAAAAUAAUAGGAGGGCACCCCCGAGGAAAAGAGAAAAUGAAGUGAAUAAUGUGAAUGCUUAUGGUAGGUCAAUUACCGUGAAUCAACCAAAGAAAGUGGUUGCUAAUCAACAGGGAUCAUCAAGACAAGAGUCGGGAGCUAGGCAAACUACUGAAAAGCCCCAAUUCACGCCAAUCCCGAUGUCAUACAAGGAGUUGUAUCAGACUUUAUUCGAUGCACAUGUUGUUGCUCCUUGUUACUUGAGUCCUCUACAACCCCCGUAUCCAAAAUGGUAUGAUACGAACGCGCAAUGUGAUUAUCAUGCGGUAAUUUCUGGGCACUCGAUAGAAAAUUGUACUGCUUUCAAGAAGGUAGUAGAAGGACUUAUCAAAUUAGGUGUUGUCAAACUUGACGACUCACCUAACGCAAAGAAUCCGUUACCUAAUCACGCAGAUAAGGGGGUGAAUAUGGUUAGCGAAGAUUCUGAGGAAGGGCAUGAGAUGGGAAAUUAUUGUGAAUUUCACCAUAAAACAGGGCAUGAAAUCCAAGAAUGUGAAGGAUUCAAGGCUUUGGUUCAAAGCAUGAUGGAUAACAAGGAGAUGAGGUUUUAUGAAGAUGCGAAAGAAAUGAGGAGCAUAUGCGCGACAGAGUUGGGAACAAAAGCUCCAAAAAUAAAUCAUCCUGUGGUCAUUAUCUCACGCCCUAAGGGUAAUGAGGUUAGGGCUCAGGUAACACCAAAAAUUGUAAUCCAGAAACCAUCAAAUUUCUCUUAUAGGGAUAACAAAAUGGUGCCGUGGAAUUACGGGUGUAAUGUGACCAUUUUGGGAAAAGAAGCAGAAAGAAAUCAGGAAAUAGGUUCUUACACGCGCAAUGGAAAAAGACAUGACGCUCAAGCAGAGUCGUCCAGGGAAGAGAAUUGGAAGAAAGAACAGAGGAAAGGGAAAGCAGUAGAAGUUGAGCCAUUGGUAAAUGAACCAAUAAAAGAAGAGGAGGCAAAGGAGUUUUUGAAGUUUCUGAAACACAGUGAAUACAGUGUUGUGGAGCAACUGCACAAACAGCCAGCCCGCAUUUCUGUAUUAGCUUUACUCCUAAACUCAGAAGUACAUCGGAAUGCACUUUUAAAUGUGCUAAACGAAACAUAUGUGGCUGACGAUAUUUCGGUAAACAAGCUGGAUCGGUUGAUCAACAAUAUUGGUGCUGACAAUUUUAUCUUCUUCAAUGAUGAUGAAAUACCAUCCGGAGGAAGAGGUUCUACUAAAGCCCUGCAUGUUACUGUCCGAUGCAAAGGGUACACACUCCCGGGGGCCUUGGUUGAUAAUGGAUCUGCACUGAAUGUAUUGCCUUUGUCCACUCUUAGUCGAAUACCAAUAGACAGUUCGCACAUGAAAGCAUGCCAGAGCAUAGUAAGGGCAUUUGAUGGAACAAAAAAGGAGGUUAUGGGGAGAAUUGAGGUACCAUUAAGGAUUGGCCCAGUCACUUAUGAGGUGGAUUUCUUGUUAAUGGAUAUUAAACCUUCCUACAACUGUCUAUUGGGGAGACCAUGGAUACACUCAGUAGGGGCAGUACCUUCAUCAUUACAUCAGAAGGUGAAGUUGGUAUCGGAGGAUCGGUUGGUAACAAUAGAUACAGAGGAGGAUAUUAUCGCAAUGAGGACUAGCGAUGCACCUUAUGUGGACAUCAACGAUGAGGCACUAGAAUGUUCUUUUCGGUCGUUAGAAUUUGUGAACGCGAUGUUUAUUGCGGAGGGAAAUAGAAUUCCAAUAUCGAAAAUAUCCAGGACCACUGAGAUGGGAUUGCGAUUGAUGGUAGGAAGAGGAGCCUCACCCGGGAAAGGAUUAGAAAAAUAUCUUCAGGGAAGGAUUGAGGCACCAAUGCCGAAGGAAAAGUUUGAUAGAUUUGGUUUAGGAUACAAGCCAGACAUGAAGCAGAAGAAGAAAGAAGUAGAGAAGAGACAAGAGAAAAGAAGGGCGCGUUUGAAUGGACAUGAAGCUAAGUGUGAGCCUUUAACCUUUCCCCACAUAUCUACAUCUUUUGUGUCGGGAGGAUUUAUUCAUUCUGAAUGUGGAGUGUCCGGUAGCGGCAUGGGAGGAAUGUUGGAAAAUGUUUAUACCAACGCCAUAGAAGCAACGGAAAGGAGGGCCUUGUUGGAGAUCUGCCCUUAUGAGCCUGGAAGCGAGCUAAACAAUUGGACUGCUGAAGAAAUCCCUGUAGUCUUUAGGGCUUAUUCAGAGUCUUCAGAUAUCAAUGACAUGAGUGACGCUGCCUCAAACGCGGAGCCUAUUUUUGAGCAAGAAGUGUGUUUAGAGGGAUCCCACGACUUUGAAAAUGACGAAGAUUAUGAUGCAUCUCCGGACUUGUUAAGAAUGGUGGAACAAGAGGAUAAGCAUAUCCUACCUCAUAGGGAAUCAUUAGAAAUAGUGAGCCUAGAGGAUGGAAAGGAGGUGAAAAUUGGAACUGAAAUCACCGCAAAGACAAGGCAAGACCUCAUUAAUUUGCUCCGAGAGUUCAAAGAUGUUUUCGCGUGGUCGUACCAAGAUAUGCCUGGGCUAAGUACUAACAUUGUGGUGCAUCGUCUGCCCAUAAAGGAGGAUUGUAAACCCGUUCAACAGAAGCUCAGGAGAAUGAGACCUGACAUUGUGUUGAAAAUAAGAGAAGAAGUCAAAAGACAAUUCGACGCUGGAUUCUUACAAGAGGUCAAGUAUUCGGAUUGGGUAGCCAACAUCGUCCCUGUUCCCAAAAAAGAUGGAAAGGUACGAAUGUGUGUGGAUUAUAGGGAUUUGAACAAGGCUAGUCCAAAGGACAACUUUCCACUGCCCCACAUUGAUACUUUGGUAGAUAACACGGCGGGCUAUUCAUUGUUUUCUUUCAUGGAUGGUUUCUCUGGAUACAAUCAAAUAAAGAUACAUCCUGGAGACAUGAGGAAAACCACAUUCAUUACCUUAUGGAGAACAUUCUGUUACAAGGUAAUGCCCUUCGGAUUGAAGAAUGCGGGAGCAACAUAUCAAAGAGCUAUGGUGACUUUGUUUCACGACAUGAUGCACAAGGAGAUCGAAGUCUAUGUUGACGAUAUGAUCGCAAAGUCUAGAACGGAAGAAGAGCAUGUUCAGGUCAUGAAAAGGUUAUUUUUGAGAUUAAAGAAAUUUCAGCUCAAGCUUAACCCGGCCAAAUGCACGUUUGGAGCCAGAUCAGGGAAGUUAUUAGGCUUCAUAGUUAGCAAAAAGGGGAUCGAGGUUGACCCAGACAAAGUAAAGGCAAUACGAGAUUUACCUCCCCCGCGCACUCAGAAGGAGGUGCGAGGUUUCCUAGGGAGGCUGAAUUACAUUGCUCGGUUCAUCUCACAACUGACAGAGAAAUGUGAUCCAGUAUUCCGGCUCUUAAAGAAACAUAAUCCGGGUGAAUGGGAUGAAGAGUGUCAGAGGGCUUUCGAUAAGGUAAAGCAGUACUUGGCUAAUACUCCAGUCUUAUCACCUCCAAGUCCAGAUAGGCCAUUGAUAUUGUAUCUAACAGUGUUGGAGAAUUCCAUGGGAUGCGUAUUGGGCCAACAUGAUGAGACGGGAAAGAAAGAAAGGGCAAUAUACUAUCUCAGUAAGAAAUUUACCGAUUGCGAAAUGAGGUACUCAUUAAUUGAGAAGUUGUGUUGUGCUCUAAUCUGGGCAACCCGAAGACUGAGGCAGUAUAUGUUGUAUCACACGACUUGGCUGAUUUCAAAGUUAGAUCCUUUAAAGUAUAUGAUGGAAUCGACUGCUUUGAACGGGAGAAUGGCUAGAUGGCAGAUCUUGCUCUCAGAAUUUGAUAUAGUAUAUGUCAGUCAGAAGGCCAUAAAGGGAAGUGCAAUAGCCGAUUUCCUAGGUAGUAGAGCCUUGGAGGACUAUGAAUCUUUGAAUUUCGAUUUUCCAAACGAGGACUUGAUGUAUGUGGCGAAUACUGAAGAAAAUCCUCAAAUGGAUCACGUAUGGAAGUUAAAUUUUGAUGGAGCUUCAAAUGCUACGGGUAAUGGAGUUGGGGCAGUUUUGGUAUCCCCAAGUGGAGAUCAUUAUCCUGUUGCUAGCAAGUUGGACUUCGAUUGUACAAAUAAUAUGGCAGAAUAUGAAGCAUGUAUUAUGGGCAUUCGUGCAGCCAUUGAACGGAACAUCAAAGUGCUGAGAGUAUACGGGGAUUCAGCGUUGGUGAUAUACCAACUCAAAGGGGAGUGGGAGACUAGAGAUCCUAAGCUAAUCGGUUAUAGAAAACUAGUUCUCGAAUUGGCUGAAGAGUUUGACGAUAUCACCUUCUAUUACCUCCCACGGGAGGAAAACCAAAUGGCUGAUGUAUUAGCUACUCUAGCUUCGAUGAUUCAGGUGAAUAGACUUGAGGCAAUGAGGCCUGUUCAGAUGAGUAUCUCUGAGACCCCGGCUAAUUGCUGCAAUAUUGAGGAGGAGGGAAAAGAUGAUUGUCCUUGGUAUCAGAGUAUCCUACAAUAUGUGAAGAAUCGGGAAUACCCUGAUCAAGCGACAGAGAAUGACAAGAGAACUCUGAGAAAGAUAGCCAUUGAAUAUGUCUUAGAUGGAGAAGUGUUAUAUAAAAGAAGGAAGGAUCUAGUACUGUUAAGAUGUGUGGAUGCUGUGGAAGCCAAGAAAAUUUUGGAAGAAGUCCAUGAGGGUAUUUGUGGAACGCACGCCAGUGGUUUCACGAUGGCCAGACAGAUCAUGAGAUUUGGGUACUAUUGGCCCACCAUGGAAGGAGAUUGUAUUGAUCAUGCCAGGAAGUGCCACAAAUGCCAAAUUUACGGAGACAAAAUACACGCGCCUCAUUCACCUCUUCACGUCAUGACCUCUCCUUGGCCGUUUUCCAUGUGGGGUAUGGAUGUUAUUGGGCCAAUAUCACCAAAGGCUUCUAAUGGGCAUCGUUUCAUCUUCGUAGUAAUUGAUUACUUUACCAAGUGGGUGGAAGCUGCUUCAUAUGCAAAUGUCACGAAAGCAGUAGUCAGCAAAUUCUUGAAGAAGGAGAUCAUUUGUCGAUAUGGAAUGCCUGAGAGGAUCAUAUCCGAUAAUGCGAUGAACUUGAAUAAUAGCACAAUAGCUGAGGUUUGUAGCCAAUUUAAAAUUAAGCAUCAUAACUCAUCGCCGUAUCGUCUAAAAAUGAAUGGUCCAGUGGAGGCGGCCAAUAAAAACAUUAAAAGGAUUGUGGGGAAAAUGACUGAAACCUACAAGGAUUGGCAUGAGAAAUUAUCAUUUGCUCUCCUUGCCUAUCGAACAUCUGUUAGAACUUCUACUGCAACGUCUUUUUCUCUGGUUUAUGGAAUGGAGGCAGUAUUACCCAUUGAAGUUGAAAUCCCUUCUCUACGGGUGUUAUCUGAGCUACAGUUGGAUAAAGCCUAAUGGAUCCAAUCUCGGUACGAUCAGUUGAACCUAAUAGAGGAAAAGAGGCUAAGAGCUAUUCACCAUGGGCAAAUGUACCAGAAACGAAUGAUGCGAGCCUAUAAUAAAAAGGUUCGCCCCCGAGAAUUUCGUGAAGGGGACUUGGUACUAGAAAAGAUUCUUCCUAUGCAAAAAGAUUUUAGAGGAAAAUGGAUGCCAAAUUGGGAAGGCCCUUAUGUUGUAAAGAAGGCCUUUUCUGGUGGAGCUUUGAUCCUAUGCGAGAUGAAUGGCAAAAGUUUACCAAAUCCUGUAAACGCAGACUCCGUCAAGAAAUACUUCACUUGA